Molecule: messenger RNA, 759 nt
Organism: Solanum verrucosum
Lineage: Eukaryota; Viridiplantae; Streptophyta; Magnoliopsida; Solanales; Solanaceae
Product: calmodulin-like protein 8
Exons: 4
Coding region: 70-522 (150 amino acids)
Molecular function (GO): calcium ion binding; enzyme regulator activity
Source: RefSeq, a predicted model, not a curated record
CUUUUUUUCUCAUUCCUCUCUGUUUCAAGCUGUCCUUUGGAGGUACAAAAGACAAAAAUAAUCAUAAUCAUGGGAGAUAUAUUGAACAAUGAUCAAAUUGUUGAAUUGCAAGAAGCCUUCAGUCUAUUUGACAGAGAUGGAGAUGGUUGCAUAACGGUAGAAGAAUUAGCGACAGUAAUAAGGUCAUUGGAUCAAAAUCCAACAGAGGAAGAACUGCAGGAUAUGAUAACUGAAGUUGAUUCUGAUGGCAAUGGAACCAUUGAAUUCACUGAAUUCUUGAACCUUAUGGCCAAGAAAAUGAAGGAUACUGAUGCAGAGGAGGAACUUAAAGAGGCUUUCAAGGUGUUUGACAAAGAUCAAAAUGGUUACAUAUCCGCUAACGAGCUAAGGAAUGUGAUGAUCAAUCUAGGGGAGAAAUUAACAGAUGAAGAAGUUGAGCAGAUGAUUAGAGAAGCAGAUUUGGAUGGUGAUGGUCAAGUUAACUUUGAUGAAUUUGUUAAAAUGAUGAUGAAUGUUGGAUAGAAUUUAAUUAAUUAGAACCUCAAAAUCAUUAAUUAAUAUUCAUAAUUUCCUUCUUAAUUUUAUUCUUUUCUUAUCAAUCUCCAUGUUAUUGUUCUUCUAUUUUAGCAUUUGUUUAAUUUUUGUUGACUCAUCAAUGUAACAAACAAGAAAUUGUAGGAUGAUUUGACUAUUAUUAAUAUUAGUUUAUGAAAUUGUACUCUCUUUCUUUUAAGUUUGUAAGAAAAAAAAAUCAAUUUU